AUGAGCUCUGACAGGUCCCUGGAGGAGAACAGUGAGGGACACUCAAAGGCAACGAGCUGGAAGGCCACGGUGAGAGAUGAUUUCAAAGACAUUUCCAGAUACUUCUCCAAGAAGGAAUGGACAGAGAUGGGAGACUGGGAGAAAACCCCAUACAGGAAUGUGAAAAGGAACUAUGAAGCACUGGUCCCUAUAGGUCUCAGAUCUCCUCGACCAGCUCUCACGCAUCGUCGCAGGCAGGCCACCAAGCCCCAGGUGGAUGACACUGAGGAUUCUGAUGAAGAAUGGAUGCCCAGUCAGCAAGAAAAACCUUCUUGGGUGGCCUUCAGAGUGGAACGGAGUAAACACCAGAAGGUGACUCCUAUUUCUCGGUUCUCUUCCCAAUCUCACUGUUUGGUCACCUCAUUUCCCAGAUAUAUUUUAUACCCUCUACAUUUCUACAUUUCCUCUUCCGAGCAGGCCCAGAAACCAGUUUCCCCUCCUGGAAAAGCAAGUACCUCUGGACAUCACUCUAGACAAAAAAUGGAACUUGCGGGAGAGGAGACUGAAGUAAAGACGUAUAACCUACGAGAAAGAAAGGGCUGUGUGUACCAAGAGGUCAGCGAGCCCCAGGAUGACGACUACCUCUAUUGUGAGAAGUGUCAGAACGUCUUCAUUGACAGUUGUGCUGCUCAUGGGCCCGCUGUGUUUAUAAAGGACACUGCAGUGGACAAGGGACAUCCCAACCGCUCAGCCCUCACUCUGCCCCCUGGGCUGAAAAUCAGACCAUCGAGCAUCCCUGAGGCUGGGCUUGGAGUGUGGAAUGAAACAUCUGAUCUGCCGUUGGGUGUGCACUUUGGCCCCUACGAGGGCCAAAUCACAGAAGAUGAAGAGGCAGCCAACAAUGGGUAUUCCUGGCAGAUCACCACAGGGAGAAACUCCUGUUUUUACGUGGAUGGAAAGGACAAAUCUUGCGCCAAUUGGAUGAGGUAUGUAAACUGCGCCAGGUAUGACGAGGAGCAGAACCUGGUGGCCUUUCAGUAUCACAGUCAGAUCUUCUACAGAACGUGCCAGGUCAUCAGGCCGGGCUGUGAACUGCUGAUCUGGUACGGAGAUGAGUAUGGCGAGCAGCUGGGCAUCAAGCGGGAAAGCAAGUGGAAGGGAGAGCUCACAGCAGAGAGAGAGCCAAAGCCAGAGAUCCAUCCCUGUGCCUCCUGCUCUCUGACCUUCUCCAGUCAGAAAUCCCUCAGCCAGCAUGUGGAGCACAGUCACCCCUCUCAGAUCCUCCCACAAACACCUCCAGGAAAACAUCUACAACCAGAGGAUCCCUGUCCAGGCCAACACAGCUGGAGUGACAAAGCUGAAGGUCAAGAGGUCAAAGAAAGGUCCAAAACUUUGCCUAAAAGUUUAAGGCAGAAGUGGAUUUCAGGGACCUUUUCCAACCCACGCAAAGGACAAAUGGGGGGCUCCAGGACACAUAAAAUAAUGAUGGAGGCCAGCACAGGCCAGAAAGUGAAUCCAGAAGAUACAGACAAAUCAUUUGUGGGGGCAGGAAUGUCAACUGGAAGAGUCAAGAACAGAGGGUGGGGUCAAGGCUGCACCGAUAGGUCCAAUCUCAUCCAACACCAGAGGACACACACCAGGGAGAAGCCCUAUGUUUGCAGGGAGUGUGGACGGGGCUUCACGCAGACAGCACACCUCAUCCGACACGAGAGGAUACACACAGGGGAGAAGCCCUAUGUUUGUGGGGAGUGUGGGCAGGGCUUCACGCAGAAGGAACACCUCAUCCCACAUGGGAGGAUACACACCGGGGAGAAGCCCUAUGUUUGUGGGGAGUGUGGGCGGAGCUUCACAGAGAAGUCAGGCCUCAUCCGACAUGAAAGGAUACACACUGGGGAGAAGCCCUACAUUUGCAGGCAGUGUGGGCGGGGUUUCACGUUGAGUUCACACCUUCUCCGACAUGAGAGGACACACACCGGGGAAAAGCCCUAUAUUUGCAGGGAGUGUGGGCGGGGUUUCACGGUGAGUUCACACCUUCUACGACAUGAGAGGACACACACCGGGGAAAAGCCCUUUGUUUGCAGGGAGUGUGGGCGGGGCUUCACACAGAGGGCACACCUCACCCGACACCAGAGGACACACAUGGGGGAGAAGCCCUGUGUUUCAGUUAUGUCUCCAUCUCCUGGCAAACUGCUGAGAAGCCCUUCGCCAAGGCCACCGUCCAGUGCCUGUAACACCUGGCAGGCCUCCAAGACCUGCUGGCUUCCAGCACCUCCACCUGACACUGUGAUCGCCCUCGUCGGGGCAGGUCGAUAG
Messenger RNA from Manis pentadactyla (Chinese pangolin), 2292 nucleotides. RefSeq names its product histone-lysine N-methyltransferase PRDM9-like. Gene Ontology annotation, biological process: positive regulation of reciprocal meiotic recombination; regulation of DNA-templated transcription. Gene Ontology annotation, molecular function: protein binding; histone H3K4 methyltransferase activity; zinc ion binding. The record is from RefSeq and is a predicted model, not a curated record. Gene Ontology annotation, cellular component: nucleus. The transcript is spliced from 12 exons. NCBI's taxonomy places the organism in Eukaryota, Metazoa, Chordata, Mammalia, Pholidota, Manidae. The coding region runs from base 1 to 2292 and encodes 763 amino acids.